AUGGCGGGUCGCCGGGCGCCGGGGGAGAAGCGCUGGCAGUUGGUGCGCUGGUAUGUGCAGGAGGGACGGUUCCGAAUUGAGGAGAGGACGCUGACAGCCUUCCAGUGGCUUUACAGCCCCCAGCAGCAUCGCAUCCUCAGCCGUGCUGACCUGGAAUCUCCCUCCAGGAUCGACAAGACCAUGCUGGCGAGCCUGAAGGUCAAGAAGCAGGAGCUGGCCAACAGCUCAGAUGUGACCCUCCCAGACCGGCCGCUGUCCCCUCCUCUCACGGCGCCUCCCACCAUGAAGUCAGCGGAGUUCUUCGAGAUGCUGGAGAAGAUGCAGGGGAUCAAGCUUGAAGAGCAGAAGCCGGGACCCCAGAAGAACAAGGAUGACUACAUUCCGUACCCCAGCAUCGAUGAGGUCGUGGAGAAGGGAGGCCCGUACCCCUUGAUCGUCCUGCCCCAGUUUGGGGGCUACUGGAUUGAGGACCCCGAGAACGUGAGCACACCAACCUCCCUGGGCAGCAGCAUCUGUGAGGAUGAGGAGGAGGACAGCCUCAGUCCCAGCACGUUUGGCUACAAACUCGAGUGCAAGGGUGAAGCCAGGGCCUACCGCAGGCACUUUCUGGGGAAGGAUCAUCUAAACUUCUACUGUACCGGCAGCAGCCUGGGAAACUUGCUCCUGUCCGUCAAGUGUGAAGAGGCCGAGGGCGUUGAGUACCUUCGGAUCGUUCUCAGGUCCAAAGUGAAGACGGUGCAUGAGCGGAUUCCCUUGGCCGGACUGAGCAAGUUGCCCAGUGUCCCUCAGAUUGCAAAGGCUUUCUGUGACGACGCAGUGGGGCUGAAAUUCAACCCUGUCCUGUACCCCAAGGCCUCCCAAAUGAUUGUGGCCUACGACGAGCAUGAUGUCAACAACACAUUCAAAUUCGGGGUCAUUUACCAGAAAGCCAGGCAGACCCUGGAGGAGGAACUGUUUGGGAACAAUGAAGAGAGCCCAGCCUUCAAGGAGUUCUUGGAACUGCUAGGGGACACAGUCACGCUGCAGGACUUCAAAGGUUUCCGAGGAGGCCUGGACGUGACCCACGGACAGACGGGGGUGGAGUCAGUGUACACGAUAUUCCGGGACAGGGAGAUCAUGUUCCAUGUCUCCACAAAGCUGCCGUUUACCGAGGGAGACACCCAGCAGCUCCAGAGAAAGAGACACAUCGGGAAUGACAUUGUGGCCAUCAUCUUCCAAGAAGAAAACACACCGUUUGUCCCAGACAUGAUUGCCUCCAACUUCUUACACGCCUACAUUGUUGUGCAGGCCGAGAACCCGGGCACAGAGCCCCCAUCCUACAAGGUCGCAGUUACUGCACGGGAAGACGUGCCCGCCUUCGGCCCACCCCUGCCCAGCCCCCCUGUUUUCCAGAAGGGCCCGGAGUUCAGGGAAUUUCUGCUCACCAAGCUCACCAAUGCGGAGAACGCUUGCUGCAAGUCGGACAAGUUUGCGAAGCUGGAGGACCGGACGAGGGCCGCCCUCCUGGACAACCUUCAUGACGAACUCCACGCCCACACUCAGGCCAUGCUGGGACUGGGCCCAGAAGAGGACAAGUUUGAGAACGGGGGCCAUGGGGGAUUCCUGGAGUCUUUUAAGAGGGCCAUCCGUGUGCGCAGCCACUCCAUGGAGACCAUGGUGAGCAGCCAGAAGAAGCAGCACAGCGGGGGCAUCCCUGGCAGCCUCAGCGGGGGCAUCACCCAUAACAGCGUGGAGGUCACCAAGACGACCUUCUCGCCUCCAGUGGCGGUGGCAACGGCGAAGAACCAGUCACGGAGCCCCAUAAAGCGGAGGUCGGGGCUCUUCCCCCGUCUGCACACGGGCUCUGAAGGCCAAGGGGACAGCCGGACACGAUGUGACAGUGCAUCCAGCAACCCCAAGACCCCAGAGGGCGGACACUCUUCUCAGGAGAUAAAGUCUGAGACCUCAUCCAACCCCAGUUCUCCAGAAAUCUGCCCCAACAAGGAGAAGCCCUUCAUCAAAUUGAAGGAGAACGGCCGAGCCAACAUCUCCCGCUCCUCCUCCAGCACCAGCAGCUUCAGCAGCACGGCGGGGGAGGGUGAGGCCAUGGAGGAGUGUGACAGUGGGAGCAGCCAGCCGUCCACAACCUCUCCCUUCAAGCAGGAGGUGUUUGUCUACAGCCCGUCCCCAAGCAGCGAGAGCCCCAGCCUGGGGGCAGCCGCCACCCCCAUCAUCAUGAGCCGGAGUCCGACAGAUGUCAAAAGCAGAAACUCCCCGAGGUCAAACCUGAAAUUCCGCUUUGAUAAGCUCAGCCAUGCCAGCUCCAGUGCGGGGAAAGAGUUGGGCAAGGGAAGAGGGGGAUCUGGGUACCAGUCAGAGUCCAGAGAGGCAGAGAGAGUGGUGAGCUGGGCAGGAGAGGCUGAUAGCAGGGCACUAUACCCAGGCAGGGGCAGCGCCGUUGUGCUGUGCAUUUCUGAAGCCAAAGCCUGGCUGUUUCCGGUUCUCCUAUGUGUGAUCGACAAGCCCUCAGGCCUCACUGGGCAAACACUUGCUGCGCAUGCGUCGGCUUCAGGUCUGGCUGCCCGAGCGCCGGCUGCUGUCUCGGCAGCGGAUCCAGGCCUUGCCCGCAGUUUCCUCCAGUGCCUGGGCCCGCGAUGUGCCACAGCCCGGAGCACCCACUGGCUUCUCCCAGCAGCACCCUCUUCCUACACCUGCUGCUCCGUCACCUCAGGAGUUUCCCGUGAAGUGUGA
Messenger RNA from Rangifer tarandus platyrhynchus (Svalbard reindeer), 2730 nucleotides. The record is from the annotation of a GenBank genome assembly. NCBI's taxonomy places the organism in Eukaryota, Metazoa, Chordata, Mammalia, Artiodactyla, Cervidae.